AUGGCUAACAGCACGUACACCCUCCUCCUAAUCACGGCACUUUGCGGACUGUUUGGACCUUCUAGCGGCUCGUUGCCCGGCGAACCCCGCAUGAUCGAACUGACGUGGCGGCUAGAGAACGGCAUGCCCCACUGGCCCGGCAUGGUCCCGUACAACUUCACCAUAGUGGACAGAAACGUAAUACCUGACGGUUUCUACUUGGAACUGAACAACAUCUACCUGGCAGAGCACACCGGCACACAUCUGGACGCACCCGCACACUUCAUACAGGGAGCAUGGCGAUUGGACCAGGUGCCCCUGCAGAAUCUGGCCGGACCUGGCGUGGUGGUGGACGUGAGGGACAAGACCAGAGACAACCCUGAUUACGAGAUUGGGCCACAGGACUUCCAGGACUGGGAACGAGAACAUGGGCGGAUCCCUGACGGCAGUGUGCUCAUGCUCCGUACAGGAUGGGGGGAGUGGUACUGGGAGCAGGGUGAGACUGCCUACCUCGGCACGGACACCGGUAACACCACCCUGCUGCACUUCCCCGGCCUGCACCCAGAGGGCGCUCAGUGGCUGGCAGACAACAGGAAAAUGCACGUCAUCGGCAUCGACACUGGGUCCAUGGAUAAUGGGCAAUCUGUGCAAAAAAUGAGCCAUCGGAUACUUCUGCCGAAGAGGGUGAUCUUCAUAGAGAACGUGGGUCACCUGGACCAGCUGCCGACUACCGGGUCCACGGUGUACGCCAUGCCCAUCCUGAUCGGGCAGGGCAGCGGCGGGCCGGCGCGAGUCUUCGCCAUCGUUGACGGGCGAACAAGCGCCUGUAGCCCGCUCACGUCUACCUUCGCCACCGUACUUCUGACGCUCUCCUCCGUCAUACUCAACGUGAUUUAA
Molecule: messenger RNA, 876 nt
Organism: Branchiostoma belcheri (Belcher's lancelet)
Lineage: Eukaryota; Metazoa; Chordata; Leptocardii; Amphioxiformes; Branchiostomatidae
Product: kynurenine formamidase-like
Exons: 6
Coding region: 1-876 (291 amino acids)
Molecular function (GO): arylformamidase activity
Source: RefSeq, a predicted model, not a curated record